CCCCAUUUCGUACCCAAGGAACAGGAGUCCAGGACUCAGGGAGUGUAGCCGUGUAGGCCUCAUCACUCGGAAGUUGGAACCCUCCUCUCCUCUCCUCUCCUCACCUCCCGCGGAUUCAUCUCCCUUUCUCGGCCGUGCUUCGCCUGCUAAAUUGCCGCCGUGCGUCCAAACCUUCAACCUUUUGCUGCUUCAGUUUAAGGCACUCCUUUUUCACCGAUGAGUCCUUUAGCAACUCGAAAAUCUCCGACAGGCCGCCAUUCAUCCAGGCGCUCGGUCUCCCCGGAGAGGGGUCAAGGUGAACCUCGCAGACGAGGAAGAUCGCCUGUUGUGAGCUCUCCCCGCAAUAGGAGUCCAUCUCGUAGAGAAAGAUCUCCAGUUCGCCACAAAAGUUCUAACAGGGACAAGGGUGGUUCUCCUCCAGUGAGGGAGAGGCAUUCAGGCCGAGUUAAGUCACCUAAACGAGACAGAUCGAGCUCUCCUGUCUUGAGGUCUCCGUCACCUAGGACUAAGCGUUUAAGGAAAGUUCAGGCUGAAAGGGGUGCUGAGAAAAGUUCUGAGAGGGAACAUGAGAGAAAUGCUGGUAAGGGAAGUGAUAAACAUGAGAGGAAUCAUAAGGAAAGGGAUGUUGAAAGGGAAGUUCCCAAGGACAGGGAUAGAAGAGAGCGGAACUCUGAAAGAGAAGGAGAAAGAGAAAAAGAAAGGGAAAGAAAUAGAGAAAAAGGCAAAGAUAGAGAUGGCACAGAUGUUGGAUCCUCUAGAACAAGACACCGGCGAUCUCAGUCACCAUCUGAUCAUCAUCGCCGCCACGGUCGGCAUCAGUCACGAUCACCUCCACCGGCCUCUCGACCUGGAGCUCGCAAUGAGGAUGAAGAAUCAAGAGGAGCUGAACACCGCGAAGAUGCCAUUGAUUCACUAUCCAUAAUGGAGGCAACUGAACAGGCAUUGGAAACAAAGGAAAAGCAAAAACCUUCAUUUGAGCUAUCUGGAAAGCUUGCUGCAGAAACCAAUCGAGUAAGGGGUAUUACUCUACUUUUCACCGAACCUCCUGACGCUCAGAAACCUAAUGUAAGGUGGCGCUUGUAUGUUUUCAAGGGUGGCGAAGUUUUAAAUGAGCCACUCUACGUGCAUCGUCAGAGUUGUUACCUUUUUGGAAGAGAAAGAAGGGUAGCUGAUGUCCCUACAGAUCAUCCUUCUUGUAGCAAACAACAUGCAGUUCUUCAAUUUAGGCAAGUUGAAAAAGAGCAACCAGAUGGCAUGAUGUCAAAGGCAGUAAGGCCAUACUUGAUGGACCUUGGAAGCACGAAUAAGACCUUCAUUAAUGACAAUCCUAUUGAACCACAACGUUAUUAUGAGCUCUUGGAGAAGGAUACAAUAAAAUUUGGUAAUAGCAGUCGAGAAUAUGUGCUGCUGCAUGAAAACUCCAAUACCUAAUCGACCUCAGCUACCAGACUCAUAGUUGUUGUUGAUGGCUCGAGAAUAUGCACAAGGAUUCUUGCUUGCAGGAUCUUCUUCCUGCGAAUGUGUUGCAAGUUGAAGGUUUGCUCAUGUUGCUGAUCUCUUAAACUUGGACGAUCUCGAAGUUAACUUAUUACCUUAGUCUAUUGUAUGCGAGGGGGUUAGUCCUGUUUCUGUAUUUUCGUGUGGUGGUUACAAGUCCUGUAAAUUCUAGCCUGCUAUUACAUUUCAAUGAUUGAAGUAGCUGUUUGUACUACUGUAUUUCUUCUUAUGAUUGAAUUCCAUGAAAUGUGAUAUUGAAUUCCAUGAAAUGUGAUAAUUACACCGUUCAAUCUAAGAAUAGAUCUUUCAUUAUUACAA
Messenger RNA from Spinacia oleracea (spinach), 1815 nucleotides. Its product is annotated as FHA domain-containing protein DDL-like. The transcript is spliced from 11 exons. The record is from RefSeq and is a predicted model, not a curated record. Gene Ontology annotation, molecular function: protein binding. NCBI's taxonomy places the organism in Eukaryota, Viridiplantae, Streptophyta, Magnoliopsida, Caryophyllales, Amaranthaceae. Bases 217 to 1431 code for a protein of 404 amino acids.